AUUUGUAAUUUGAAAUAACUACUUGGCGUGCCCGGGUCGCAUUUGUAAUAUUCUUCUUUUUUUUCUCUUUUUAUCUCUAUAAGCCGUUAUUAUGCUUAUAAAUUAUCUCUUCUUAUUGGAGUAGAUUUGGAUCGGGAGCUUGAAUGGAGAACAGUCAGAAUACUCGUGAUUUAGCGACACCAACAAUAUCUUAUAUUUAAUACCGAACUUGAUACAGACAAAGGAUGAUUCGCUCGUUAUGGAUUCUCGCACUACCUAUUCAUUUGAUUAUCGAUCUCAGACUGCUCGCUCCGACUUCCACGACUAGCUCGUCCCAAGCGCUCGCUGACAACGCGCCCUCGCGUAAAGUAUUUCGGCUACUUGGACAAAGGUAUCCAGCAAGUGCUGCCUAUUGUCGUGUACGUGUGUCAACAUGACGUACUUACAAUCGUAUUUCUUACACAUUGGACAUGUUUUCUUUUAAAUUUGUACUGCCUUGAGUAUUUUCACUAAUGACUUUUAAAUCUUUGUAUUUGGUAAUUUUUAAACAAAUACAUUUACAGUUUUGCACAUUAGCAAAGUGAUUAUAAAUAUCCCUUUUCAUUACUCACUCAAUACAAAUAAUUUACAGAUAGAGUUUACACAAAUUAUACGUAUAGGUUAGAGCUCUCGAUUGUUUACGUGUUUUAAUAUUCACGUGUACACGUAACUCGUGUACAUGGAUUUAGAAAUCUUCAUUCACGUGUACACGUGUACCCGUGUAUAUACGAGGACACGUGUAUACGUGUACACGUGUCCUCGUAUACGUGAAUCGUGUAUGUGAAGUGACACAUCGGUUGCCAGGUUCACAUCGGUGAGUUUUCAGUCAGACGUAAAUAACCUGUGUUACAUUCACAAUAAAUAUGAAACAUCGCAAAAGUUGGGUUUGGCAAUACACGAUUCACGUAUACGAGGACACGUGUACACGUAUACACGUGUCCUCGUAUAUACACACCCGUGGGUACACGUGUAUAGAUUAAAACACGGGUUAAAACAAAGAAAAGUUAAAUACACGAAUUAUACGUGUAGUUCGGUACACGUGUAUUAGGGAGCUUUAGUAUAGGUAAGACGUACGUUUUAAUGCGACCCGCGCACGCCAAGCAGAACCAGGAAAUGGGAAGGCAAUUUCACUCUAAACAGAGCGAAGUUUGGAGAGCUUAUGUCUUCACUUUAAAAAUAAGAGUGACACUCUUCACUUUUUAUCUUAAAAUGAAUGAAGUCACUCUAUUGGAGUGAAUAUUUACUCCAUAGGAGUGAACUGGUCAGUAACUCCAUGAUUAGAGUGAAAAUCGGCCGGAUUUUCACUCCUAAAACUUUAGAGGGUACGAGCGCAACGUUCAACGACGGCACCGAUUCGUCUGUUGGACGUUAGAAAUCCUGUUUCUCGCGCGCGAUGCAACAAUCGCAAAAUUACGUUGUAAUUGAUCUUUUUACAUUCUGUACGAAUCGUUCUGUAUAAUGAUGUACUCAAGCGCAGUACAAUACUUGUUCUUCUAAAUAAAUUAAUAAAUUAAUGAAAAAUACUGUUAAUAUUUUCUUAUCAAUUUUUUUCUUUAACGACAUUUUAUGCAGAAAACCAUGCAGAAAACUUCAUACCGAUCGUAUUGAUUUUCUCUCAUCACAGAAGAAACGUCAUUCGUUGCACGCUUCGCACGAAUGCUUUGAAAGUUCGACGCGCAUUGCAUUUCCGUAUAAUAAUUUAAAAACUAUUGUCAUCCUGAUAUUCGUCGGUUUUGUGAACAAUGUACAAAGAAAUAAAGUGAAUAAUAAUUUCGAGUUAACACUAGGACACAUUAACAUGUUUCUAUCGAGUUGAAUGAAGUGAUGUGGAAGCGUCCUUUUGAUAUGCGAUGUCCCUGAGCGCGCGAAAUUUUGACAAGCUUAUUGGUAAACUUUAACCCUUUGAGGCAUAGUGGUACGUAUACGUACCACCUAUUUAUUCUCACAUUUUCAUGAAAUAUUUCAUAUUUGAGGAAGUCUUGUCGGGUUUUUUGCGUUUUUUAGCUUCUUAUAUGAUACGGGAAGAUACAUGAAAGGUUGAAAAGUGUUUUGCAUAAGUUGUCCAUUUAUUAUAAAUAAACAAAGUGUGAAAAAUACACAUUUUUACAGAAAAUUCAUUUUCCACAGACUAUGAGUGAAUGUUUUGCUCAAAAUCAAGAUUUGGGGGUUUUUUGGGUCGCUGAUUACGAAUCUGAGGUCCAAAUUCCAAAAUACAGUUUCCAAGAUGGCGGAUCAUAAAAUUUUUAUAUGAUUAGCUGAAAUUGUACUUUAGUUAGCUUUCAAGGUCGCUGAUUAUGAAUCCGAGGUCCAAAACUCAUUAUCCAAGAUUGCAGAUUCAAGUUAGCGGAUCAUGGAAUUCUAAUAUAUUUACCUGGCAUUGUCUUCCGGUUAGUAUUUCAGGUUUUCGACUACAAAUCUGAGGUGAAAAAUGACGACUUUGAACUGGAAAUUGUGAAUGUCGAUUUUCAAAAUCACGAAUUAUAGAAUCCCUAUAUGAUCGGCUGAUAUCUAAUCGGUUGUUCUCUAUCGUUUUGUUUACUGAUCGUGAAUCCAAGGUCGAAAUCCAAAGAUAAACUCCCAAACUUGUGGAUCGAAUUAUUAUAAUGAAAUGAGCUAAGAUCCUGCAUUGAUUGAUUUCCCGCAUGAUUGAUCACGAUUUUUACGUCAACAUUUCAGUCAAUUUUUGGAGUGAUCGAUUGGGAUGAAGUGAUAAUGAUUUACGCAGUGUUUAGUUUCCAAUAUCGCUCAAUUCGAAGUCUCGUAGAACAUUAAAAGUUUGUUUUUGAAAACGACUGAUUAGGAAUGAUAUACCGGAUGUGUCUCAUAUAAUAAGUAAAAAUCGCGCUCUUAUUAGUUUUCGAGGACAUCGACUACGGAUAUCACUAUCAGUUUAUAUUCUUUAUUUCUUGAUUACAUCUUAUUUCAAUAUCACUUUUGUCAUCAUUGAUAUUGCUUACAUCUUGUUCGUCUAAAUAUUCUACACCUGUCACUCCUCUGAUUUUAUUAUAUUGUUUCCAUUGUCUGUGAGGUUCCCUUCAGUACAUAAAAAUGAGAAAGAAAAGAGCAGAACCACUUGAUAUCCCAAGUGAUUCGGAAUCUGUAGAUGGUCUCUGUGAUUCUGAUGAUGAGGGAGAUGCUAGUGCAAAUGAGAGACCACUCGUAAACUCACUUAUCAAUAAUGAUUAAAUCCAUGAAGAAGCGCUAGAGGAGGAUACUCCCACAUUGUCUAUAGAAAAAGAUAAUGUUUGGCAGUCAGUGAGUUUGCCUAGAUAAGAUGCUCCAUUUACAAAAGAAUUUGGACCCAAUAUUCCUGAAAAUGCCGAAUCACCAAUGGAUAUAUUCUCUUGCUUAUUUCCCCCUCACCUUGUGGAUCAUAUUGUAGAACAAACGAAUCUGUACGCGGAACAGAAACAGAGUCGAUAAGAUCCUGUUACAAGAGAAGAGGUUCUGAUCUUCUUAGGCAUCAAUAUUCUGAUGGGUGUGAAAAAGUUACCGUACUAUCGCGAUUACUGGUGUAAUAAUCCACAACUACACGACUCUUUCAUCGCUCCUUUGAUGCCAGUAAAUAGAUUCGGGUUUCUACUUAGUCACCUGCAUCUAAGUGAUCAAUCAGCUGAACCAAAAAAAGGGGAUCAGAACUAUGAUAAGUUAUAUAAAUUGAGGCCCCUUUUAGAUGAGCUCUCACGAACGUUCAAAAGUUGUUGGAGGCCAGGAAAAUACCAGUCAAUUGACGAAACAAUGAUCAAAUUCAAAGGGCGAAGCAGCAUGAAACAGUACAUGCCUGCUAAACCCGUGAAAAGAGGGUAUAAAUCCUGGACUCGACCCGACGAAUCUGGAUACGUGUGUGAGUUCCAGCUUUAUACUGGCAAGACUGAUUCUGGUAAGAAACAGUUGGGUUCAAGAGUGGUGAAAGAUCUAACACGUGAGCUAGUUGGGGGAAAUCAUCAUGUAUAUUUUGAUAAUGUUUUCACCAGUGUUGAGCUAUUAUCUUUGAAAAAAGAUCAAAUUUUUGCGUGUGAUACAGUUCGCUCGAAUCGAUCUGGACUACCUAAGUGUUAUAAUGUGAUACAUAUUUUAUAAUUCCCGCGAUUUGAGAUUGAAGAAGUUUAUGGUUUGCACAGCAACGCGGGCCGGCUUUUGUUUUAUGGCGCGAAUUGGACCGUGAGUUCUCGAGCGUGUGUUCAAGCUACAACCAAAUUCACACGCAUAUAUCUAAUCGUUAUACAGUCAAAAGUAAUAAAGCAGUUUAUUUGUAAGUGCCAUAUGUUCAGUGUUUCACUACAGUAACCCACGAUACAACACUAAGAGUCAGGAACCAGAUAAGAGCAUGAAGGUAGGAGAUUUUGAGUCUCAGACUUCGAGCACAGAUCUUCGAUGGAUCAAAUGGAUGGAUAAGAGAGUUUUCCAUUUUCUAUCAAACUACCAUGAUCCUUCUGAACAAACAACCGUGGAGCGCAGACAAAAGGAUGGAUCUCUGUUAUCUGUUGAAAGCCCUGUUAUGUGCGCAGAUUAUAACAGUCAUAUGGGAUAUGUAGAUCAAGCUGAUCGUACACUAUCCACCUAUAAGAUUGAUCGAAGAUCCAGGAAGUGGUGGUUCAGAAUAUUUUGGCACUUUCUAGAUGUUGUUGUGAAUUCAUUAAUUUUAUUUAAAACAAAAGGUCUCAAACCAUCUCUAAGCCUAAAGCAGUUCCGUCUAGCAUUGGUGAAUGAGUUGAUUGGCGAAAAUUUACCCGCGAAAAAGGUAGGAAACGUAGAAGUGUGGACACAAACACUCAUAAGCCGCAAGUAUCCUUGGAAAAGAGGCGAAGUCAAUCUUCCCACAUGCCCGUCCAUACUAAUGACCGAAGGCGAUGUGCUCAGUGUAGUACGAAGGAAAAACAGUGCAGGUCUAACUGGAUUUGCAAGGAAUGCAAUGUUCUCCUAUGCCUAACAUUGAAACAGAACUGCUUUCUUUCAUAUCAUAAAUGAACAAACUUGUAUGAAAGAUUCAAUCAUAUGAUGAAAUUUGAAAAAAAGAAGAGAAAAAAUAUUGAAAGCAGAAAAAAACAAUGAAAAUACCCGAAAAAUACAAAAA
Ooceraea biroi (clonal raider ant) is the source of this 5092-nucleotide messenger RNA. Its product is annotated as piggyBac transposable element-derived protein 4. The record is from RefSeq and is a predicted model, not a curated record. NCBI's taxonomy places the organism in Eukaryota, Metazoa, Arthropoda, Insecta, Hymenoptera, Formicidae.